GAGUGCUGUGAGCAUGUUAAAUAAACACUGUUCAUAUUAAGAGGUGAAACAAUGUGAGAAAACUGUGUGAGACCAGAACACUUUCUGAGAGGAUUUUAUGGGAGUCCACGAAGAGUGGAAUUAAGUUGGAGUACUCUAAAACACUUUUCUGAUUUUAGACAAAGUUCAUGGAGGGAAAGCAUACACUGAGCUUGGAGAACACCUCCCUGCACUUGAACAUUUCAGCAAGGCUAAACAAUUCCUAUCCAGUGUCCUUGCCUGGCUUGCAGUACAGCGAAGGAGAGGUGGUCUUAAUUAGCAUCUUAAUGGUGAUCCUGAUUGUAGGCAUUGUUUUUGGCAAUGUGCUGGUCAUCAGUGCUAUUGUAAAAUUUCAGCGUUUGCAGACGGUCACCAACUACUUCAUCAGCUCCUUAGCCUGCGCAGAUCUGGUCAUGGGCCUCAUGGUAGUGCCAUUUGGUGCAUGCUACAUUCUCCUCAACAAGUGGCACUUUGGAAAAUUAUUUUGCGAGUUUUGGACGGCUACAGAUGAAUUGUGUGUGACUGCUAGCAUUGAGACGUUAUGCGUGAUUGCCCUGGACCGGUACAUGGCAAUUAUGUGGCCUUUGCGCUAUCAGUCAAUGCUUACGAAGCGGAAGGCCUGUGGGGUGCUUCUAGGGGUGUGGGCAGUGGCCGCCCUCAUCUCUUUCCUGCCCAUCCACAUGAAGUGGUGGGUGUCAGAUGAACCUGAGGCACUGAGCUGCUUGGAGAACCCAACCUGCUGUGACUUCACCACUAACACUGCCUAUGCUGUGACCUCCUCCAUUAUCUCCUUCUACAUCCCGUUGGUCAUUAUGGCAUUUGUGUACAGCCGGGUCUUCCAGGAGGCCUGUAGACAGCUUCAGAAAAUCGACCGCAUAGAAGGGCACAUACGCACACAGAGCUUCAGCACCCAGGUGGGAAACGAGGUAAAGAACCGGAAGACCAAGUUCUGCAUGAAGGACCACAAAGCUCUGAAGACUUUAGGAAUCAUCAUGGGAACUUUCACCCUCUGUUGGCUCCCAUUUUUUGUUCUUAAUGUGGUGGCAGCCAUCUGGAAGAUGCACAACAUCAUGUUGCCAUUCAGGAUUUUGAACUGGAUCGGCUACACCAACUCCGCCUUCAACCCCUUGAUCUACUGCAGGAGUCCUGAGUUUAGAUGCGCAUUUCAGGAGAUCCUGUGCUGGAGAACUUCUCAACUACCUUCUACAAAGAAAAACAAGGGAUAUAACUACAGCAGCCACAUAUGGCCACGAGUCGACAUGAAGAUCACCGGACAACGAGAGUCCUCACCAGCUUGCGAAACAGAAAUGGGUGCUAACUGUUUAACUGCAGGUACCAAAAACAUUGUAAUAAAAUUGUGACAUCCAACAUUUGAACAUUUGAAACCUUAACGUUAAUAGUCCCUGUACGUCAUUUUAAAGCACUAGAGAUCUUUCUGUUUGAGGCCGCUUUUGUCUGUGACGAAACAUGGUUUUUAGAUUUUGUAGUCCUUGAUCCAAGAACAUUUGCCUAUAUUUACACAGUAUUUAAUAUUUAACCUAGUUUACAUAUGCUUACACUUUUAUUGACCGAGUCAAAACUAAUGAAACUGAAUUAACUUCUGUUUCUGGACAAUGAAGAAAAUGUGUGCAAGAAAUCUAUCACAGAAAUUGAAAGGCUAAACAGUCUACCUCUGAAUUACUACCUCGAGACAGUUUUCAUGUUUCAGUCUUCAUGUUUCAGUUUUCAAGCUAAAACCUGUGUGGAGAGUUAAUUAAAACCCUUGUGCGGUCUUCGGUCAUUUCUGACCGGAAUAUUUUACGUUUUGAAAUGUUAAAAAUCACAGCUUCAUCGGAAUGAUAUGAAAUGCGGUGACCUUCAUGGCAUUUGGGGUGUGAACACACAAAAAAAUUGAGGGCAUGAUUCGAACAGUCUAAGUGGGCGUAAAAAAAAUAGUAACACUCAUGGUCUUCGGUCAAAAAUGACCGUCCAUAGGAAAUGAAUGGGAAAUAGA
Molecule: messenger RNA, 2011 nt
Organism: Carassius auratus (goldfish)
Lineage: Eukaryota; Metazoa; Chordata; Actinopteri; Cypriniformes; Cyprinidae
Gene: adrb2b
Product: adrenoceptor beta 2, surface b
Exons: 2
Coding region: 168-1379 (403 amino acids)
Biological process (GO): adenylate cyclase-activating adrenergic receptor signaling pathway; norepinephrine-epinephrine-mediated vasodilation involved in regulation of systemic arterial blood pressure; positive regulation of MAPK cascade
Cellular component (GO): plasma membrane
Molecular function (GO): beta2-adrenergic receptor activity; norepinephrine binding
Source: RefSeq, a predicted model, not a curated record